AUGCUGAGCGGUCUCAUAGUCAUCUUUCUCCUGGCUUCACCCUCAAAGAGAUUUUUAAGAAGUGCAGGGCUAAGACACAAUAGCUUAAAAAUUGUGGGAUCUGUCGUAUUUCGAGUUAAAGUUUAUGUCAAGCUGCGUCACAACAGUCCACAUAUUCUAUAUUGUCUUACAAAUCACCUGUGAAACUUAGAACUGAUUGAUCCAAUGUUCCAGUGGAACAGACCAGGUGGUGGUCUGUCUUCAGAAAAUAGCAGUGUGCAAAUAUCACCAACAGGAACUUUAAUAUUGAGACACCUCAAUCUGAGUGGAGUUUACACUUGUUCUGUUGUUUAUAAGCUAACAGCAGUGCAACCUGAUAAAAGCCUUGUAAUAAAAUAUCUUAUUUAUGCUUAUUCUGAUCCUAAAAAUUACUAUGAGUUCACAACCCGGCAUCACGCAGCCCCCUGCAACAGUUAUCAUAAUACUUCUUUUGAGACAGUGUUGCUUCAGACGCUAAGCAAACUUGUUGCUGAACUUUCUUGUGAGGUUACAUCAAUUACGUCAGGAUGUCAUCAUGUAAAAAUCCAGAGAGGUGGUCUACAGAAUGAAAUCUUCUUUACAUUUUCAGUUGCUUCCUUAGACAGAGAAAACCAAAAGAGACUAUGUCAGCAAAGGGCUUGUGAUGCAUCUCAUAGACUAAAUAAGGCAAAACACCUUAUAGAGAGAUUGUUUAAGCAACAAGUGGAAGUUAGCAGGAAAAGUUCUGAACCGUUGCCUGAAAUAUACUACAUUGAAGGUACUCUGCAAAUGGUAUGGGUUGAUCACUGUUAUCCAGGGUAUGGAAUGAAUGAUCUCAUACAUCCAGAUUGUCCACUGUUGUG
Pelecanus crispus (Dalmatian pelican) is the source of this 860-nucleotide messenger RNA. The record is from RefSeq and is a predicted model, not a curated record. NCBI's taxonomy places the organism in Eukaryota, Metazoa, Chordata, Aves, Pelecaniformes, Pelecanidae.